AUGGUCCGCUACGCUCCUCAGCACAUCACCCCGGCGAAGUCUGCCCGCUCCCGGGGCUCCUACCUUCGCGUCAGCUUCAAGAACACUCGCGAGACUGCUCAGGCUAUCAAUGGCUGGAAGGUUCAGCGUGCGAUCAAGUAUCUCGAGAAUGUCCAAGAGUUCAAGGAGUGCAUUCCCAUGAGACGGUAUGCAGGCAGCACUGGCCGCAGCGCACAAGGCAAGAACUUCGGCGUCUCCAAAGCCCGCCACCCCGUCAAGUCUGCCAGUUUCCUGCUGGACCUUCUCAAGAACGCCGAGGCCAACGCUGACACCAAGGGUCUCGACACCUCCAACUUGAUCGUCAAGCACAUCCAGGUCAACCAGGCCCCCAAGCAGCGUCGCCGCACCUACCGUGCUCACGGUCGCAUCAACCCAUACAUGUCCAACCCCUGCCACGUCGAGAUGAUCCUCACCGAGAGCGCGGAGGAAGUCUCCAAGAGCAAGGAUGUUGCUAAGCCGGAACCCAGACUCAACUCCAGACAGCGCGGCCAGCGACAACGGAGAGCUAUUGCUUCCUCCCCAUGA
Molecule: messenger RNA, 564 nt
Organism: Cyphellophora europaea CBS 101466
Lineage: Eukaryota; Fungi; Ascomycota; Eurotiomycetes; Chaetothyriales; Cyphellophoraceae
Product: 60S ribosomal protein L17
Exons: 3
Coding region: 1-564 (187 amino acids)
Biological process (GO): cytoplasmic translation
Cellular component (GO): cytosolic large ribosomal subunit; ribosome
Molecular function (GO): structural constituent of ribosome
Source: RefSeq, a predicted model, not a curated record